This is a messenger RNA of Durusdinium trenchii, 1218 nucleotides long. Lineage: Eukaryota; Dinophyceae; Suessiales; Symbiodiniaceae. The record is from the annotation of a GenBank genome assembly.
AUGGCCGUUCAGCCCCGACGCAUUCGCGGAGCAGUGCUCUUGGGCCUGUGCUUGUGCAGCAUUUGGACCUUUUCUGCACAGCAAGCAUUCACCAAGACAGAGGUCAUUGAGGAGACGGAUGUUUCCACUGGUGUGAAGUUGGUGGCAGAGCAUCCACUCCUCUUCAGCUUCCUGAGCAUGGCCCUGUGCGGAGCGCUCUGCUGCACCGAGAAUUCCGCCACCCCUCGCCAGGGCAACGCGGAGGACCGCGCGGACUACAACAGCUUCUUGAUGAUUCAGAACAUCCUUUGCUUCGCCUCCGGCAUUGUGAACGCUUUGACCAUCAUCGACAUGGGCAUGACGGUGUCUCACCAGUCGGGCAACACGUCUCACACGGGGCGUCUCAUCAUGAACGGCGGCGCCAAGUUCGGACACCUCUUGGCCUCCUUCUGCUUCGGUUCCUUCUUCGCGGGCUUCAGCAAGUCUGACUGCGAGGCCAUCUACUCAGGCCGCUACUCCCCCAACUUGUUGGCUGCCACCAUCGCGGUGGUGCUUGGAUGCACGGUGCACUACUGCAAGGAGCAUGGCGGUGCGGGCAAUGACAACACUUCGGGCGAGGAGAAUGAUGGCAACAAAAGAGGGGAUGAUGCGAUCGAAACAUUUGCUUUUGUCGAGUUUCAGGCCGACAAGCGUAUCAUGGGUCGCAGCAGCUUCAUCAAGCUCAAGCCGCAAAGAAUGCUUGCUGCUCUUCGCCUUCUCUCAGGGUAUCCAGAACGGCAUCACCCGCCGCUGCUUGUCGCUGCCCAUUUGCACCACUCACUUCACUGGCUACCUCACCGACGUGGGCACCGGCUUCGGCGCCUGGGCCCGUGCCACCAUGAACGGCGAGAAGCCUCCUACCCUCCUCAAGGUCUUGCUCUUCUUCGCGGGCACCCUCUUCUUCUUGCUGGGUGGCGUAGCGGCCAAGGAGCUUCACGGGCCUUACAACAUGCAGGGUGCUUUGGUGGCUGCCGGCCUCAUGGGCGCGAUCUCCGCUGGGCUGGUCCCCGUGGUGAAGGUGAAGAAGACCUCCCCGUGAGGACGUUUGGUGCGGCGAUUGGCCGAUUUUUUCCGAGAUUUAAAAGCUUCACGACCCACUGUGGUUGCGAGCCCUUUGCACGGGUUUGGAGGAGAAGUCCCAUCCUCCGAUCUCAGUGUGGAGGAACAAUUUGGGUCUUCUUAGCUUGCCGAUGGAUUUAA